GCCUGCGCGGAGCCCGUGGCCGCGCCUGCUCCCGCCGGGGGCUCGUCGCUCGCCGGGCCGCGGCCAUGGGGGAAGCCGAGGUGGGCGGCGGGGGCGCUGCCGGCGACAAGGGCCCCGGGGAGGCGGCCACCAGCCCGGCGGAGGAGACGGUGGUGUGGAGCCCCGAGGUGGAGGUGUGCCUCUUCCACGCCAUGCUCGGCCACAAGCCCGUCGGUGUGAACCGACACUUCCACAUGAUUUGUAUCCGGGACAAGUUCAGCCAGAACAUUGGGCGGCAAGUCCCAUCCAAGGUCAUCUGGGACCAUCUGAGCACUAUGUAUGAUAUGCAGGCACUGCAUGAGUCCGAGAUUCUCCCUUUCCCAAACCCAGAGAGGAACUUCGUCCUUCCAGAAGAGAUCAUCCAAGAGGUCCGAGAAGGUGAGGCCCAGGCCCUAGAAAGGUCAGGUUUGGGAAUUAGAAAAGGCUGGACCUGGGCAAAGGGUGGGGAGGUCAGAGUGAAGGUCAUGGCCUCCGGGAGGUGUGAGGGUCCAGCACAGACCCCACCUCCACCCAUACGGUCUCGGGAGCCUCCGGGAUUGGAAAGGACUUCGUUCAAGAGCAGCUGCUGGGCAGAAGGUGAGGCCUGCGUGGGCAGCCGGGCGUCCCCAGGUGUCGGCCACCACCGUGGGCUUUCAGUGAACGUCAGCUUCUCCACAGGAAAAGUGAUUAUUGAGGAAGAAAUGAAAGAGGAGAUGAAGGAAGACGUGGACCCCCACAGCGGGGCUGACGACGUUUUUUUAUCUUCAGGGAGCUUGGGGAAAGCAGCAGAAAAAUCUAGCAAAGACAAAGAGAAGAACUCCUCGGACUCGGGGUGCAAAGAAGGGGCGGACAAGCGGAAGCGCAGCCGGGUCACCGACAAAGUCCUGACUGCAAACAGCAACCCCUCCAGCCCCAGCGCUGCCAAGCGGCGCCGAACAUAGACGCCUGCACAGCGGGUCUGGGGGCGCCUCCUCCCCCGCGCACAGCGACCUGUCCUGACGCUGCGCUCCGCGCCGCCGCCCAGCUUCCCUGGAGCGAGGCUGUCCGGCAGGGGCCCGCAGGCCAGGCUCCAGUCAGACCAGCUGUGGCCCUGGUGGACCCAGAAGACCAGGCUCGACCCAGGCCAGUGGUUGAGGGCUCUGAGUCUGCAUCCGUCUCCUCCGGAGCACCUGGCUUCCUCGUGGCCUUGGAUUAGCUCCGCGUGUGCGGCAGCAUUCGGGCCCAGGCCGCGUGGAGCGUGGAGCGGGGUGGAGCCAGGAGAAGCCCCGGGAUUAGCAAGCAAUACAAACACUGACCUCACUCUGUCCUCAGAAGGAAACACUCGUCUUCCCUGCGUCACUCUGUCCUUUCCGUCUGUCUGUCCCUCUGUGAGCCUGUCUGCACUGACUGCAACAUCAGGAGGAUGUGGCCUUCCUGUCACCCGUGCACGCGCCACAGCCUCUCCCCCACCUGGGAAACUCAGAACCAGAUACUUUGCCUCAUUCACUUGUACUGUAAGGUUGUAUAUAAUUUGGUUGGUAUCUCACUAUUUAAUUUUUAAGAAGCCUAUUUUACUAGUGUUUUAUAUGAAAAUACUGGAGAAGUUAAACCUGUGUCGUAUUUUCCUGAGAUGUUUUGUUUUAAGGUAAUGACUACUGAGAUACUUUUUGCUCAGUUUUUAUAUGCCAGAUACAGAGAAUUUGUAGCGGUUAUUUUUGUACUACCUAGUGACAGCAGACGGGCCAGAUGCGUGGGUGGAGGGGAAGGUGCCGCCGCUGGGCUGGCAAGAAGGCGCCCCAGUGCCGAUGGAGAUACGCUUUCAUUUGCAGAACA
Propithecus coquereli (Coquerel's sifaka) is the source of this 1830-nucleotide messenger RNA. RefSeq names its product MRG/MORF4L binding protein (gene MRGBP). The transcript has 4 exons. Gene Ontology annotation, biological process: regulation of transcription by RNA polymerase II. Bases 66 to 959 code for a protein of 297 amino acids. Gene Ontology annotation, cellular component: nucleus; NuA4 histone acetyltransferase complex. NCBI's taxonomy places the organism in Eukaryota, Metazoa, Chordata, Mammalia, Primates, Indriidae. The record is from RefSeq and is a predicted model, not a curated record.